UGUUCAGAAAGCAUUUAAAAACUAUAGCUCAUUUGCCUUAUCUUUUUACUACAAUACUUUAAUCACAGUCGUGAAAUAAAGCAUCAUAGGUACAACUAUCAAAUAGUUUCAAAUUAGUUUGACAUAAAAUCCAAGAAUUAAAUAUUAUAAAUCCGUCUUUUUUUUCUAAAAAAUUAAAAUGUAUUUAAAAACCGUUAUACUUUUAUUUUGUCUGACGUUAUACUUUUUGCAAUGUCAAGGUGGUUUCAUACCUGGUAAGGAUCGUGAAAUUAUUAGUUACAUAGUCGAGAAAUAUGCAAAUCCAAAUGGCAUAGACAAUAAAGAAAAUGGUGAUCUGAACCUAAUAGGCGUAAAAGAAGUCAUUAAUGAUGUAGAAGGGAAAAUCCAAACAAACAAAGCUCUUUCCAGUGUUGAAGAAUUACAAGAGAUAUUAUCAAACUAUGUUUUCACAUUAGACGAUGUCGAAACAUACGUUGCAGAGUACACAGGACGAAUUUUGAAACCGGGAAUGUUUUUGAACGAACUAAGAAAACUAUUCAAUGCGUAUAGAAGCGGAAGCAAAAUACAAUUUCUAGAUUUAAAUGACCUACUCGGCCAAUUACUUCCGGGUACAAAGUAUGUAAAAGCCGGCGGAUUUCCAUAUCUUAAAUUUCCAAAAAUCGCAAUACCGUACAAAAUAAAAAAAUCAGAAAACAAGUUUACCAAGGAGGAAGUUGAGUUCAUCGUGGCUGCUUAUUUUUUUCCCGAAAUAGUUUGAUUUGAAUUAUAACUUUUAUUAAAUUUAUAUAA
Adelges cooleyi (spruce gall adelgid) is the source of this 789-nucleotide messenger RNA. RefSeq lists its product as uncharacterized. The coding region runs from base 179 to 757 and encodes 192 amino acids. The record is from RefSeq and is a predicted model, not a curated record. The transcript is spliced from 5 exons. Lineage: Eukaryota; Metazoa; Arthropoda; Insecta; Hemiptera; Adelgidae.